This is a messenger RNA of Hippocampus zosterae (dwarf seahorse), 5460 nucleotides long. RefSeq names its product XK-related protein 8-like. The coding region runs from base 91 to 1347 and encodes 418 amino acids. The record is from RefSeq and is a predicted model, not a curated record. The transcript is spliced from 3 exons. NCBI's taxonomy places the organism in Eukaryota, Metazoa, Chordata, Actinopteri, Syngnathiformes, Syngnathidae. Gene Ontology annotation, cellular component: plasma membrane. Gene Ontology annotation, biological process: phosphatidylserine exposure on apoptotic cell surface; apoptotic process involved in development; engulfment of apoptotic cell.
ACUCAAAAGCUUUCUUUUUCUGUUCGAGUUUAGUCAUCGUGAAGGUGUCACGGGAAGAGCUGCACCAGCAUGUAGCACUCCGCGCGAACCAUGAGUGCGUUCAAGUUCUCCAAGUUGGAUUGUUUCCUCACUUACGUGGGCCUGACAUUUCUCUUGUCGGACAUUGGGCUGGACAUAUGGACUGCGGUGUCGCUCUACCAGGAAGAGGAUUAUGUCUAUCUCGGCAUCCUGAUAUUCGCCCUCUUGGGCUCGUCGAUGCUUUCUCAAGCCUACAGCUGGCUGUGGUAUACUUAUGACGACUUUGUGCGGGUGACAAAGGUUGAGAGGUGUCUCAGUCUGAGGCAGCUGAAGGCCAUGCAUUUUUUGCAGCUGGGGGUCUACUUCAGGCAUGCCGGUGUUGUGGAGAUCACAUCGUGCGGAUGCAUUGCAAAAACCCAAGACCCAGUUGACGCCGCGGUGUUCCUGACUCACGAUCUCAGCAUGCUGCGGCUCAUUGAGGCUUUUUCAGAGAGUGCGCCGCAACUGGUCCUCAUGCUCACCAUCAUGCUGCAGCGGGGCCAACUGGAUCCUCUGACAGUCUUGAAAGCCUUGGGCUCGACUUCAGCCAUUGCCUUCAGCGUGACGACGUACCAACGCUCCCUUCGCUCCUUCCUGCCCGACAAAGAAGAACAAGGCAUCGGCUCGUCGCUCAUUUACUUCAUCUGGAACCUCCUUCUCAUCUUCUCCCGGCUGGCGGCCAUCGCCCUCUUUGCCUCCAUCCUGCCCUGCUUUGUCUUCACCCACUUCAUUUGCUCCUGGAUGCUUCUCUUCUUCUGCGCCUGGCGCUCCAAGACGUCGUUCAUGGACAGCCCAGGUGGUGAGUGGCUCUACCAGGCCACUGUGGCCCUCAUUUGGUAUUUUGACUGGUUUAACGUGGUGGAUGACAGGACUAGAUACAAGACGACGUUGUAUCACGGCUUCAUUCUUCUUGAUAUUUCCCUUAUAUGUGGCUUGUGGUGCUGGAGGAUGCAAACACAAUCCGCUUCUUUUAAAGUCCCCCUCCUGUAUGCCUGCAUCAUUGCCUUCAGUGUGGUUGCAUUUUACAUAUUUGGCCUGAUACUUAAAAUAAUCUAUUACAAGUGUUUUCAUCCGAACCUCACAAAAAAGGAGCUGAGGGGAGAUUCCACAAGCGCUUCAGAGAAGGCGGUCAUGUUCUCAGCCAGUAGUGUAGUGGUGGAGGACAGCGUUCACCACAUUAGCGAUCGAAGGUAUACAAUUGAAGAUGGAGUGGACGGCGCCGUGUCACACGCUGACACCAGAUUUUCCAAUAAAAGAAUGAGGAAGCUGGCUGAGAAUUUCUACACAUGACACAAGCAUUUGACAUGCACAUGGAUGACAGACACACAGAUGGACUGCAUGUCACGAGGGAGCAGUUCUCCAAAUCUCUACGAGGAGCAAUUGGCCCUUCAACGGACUGUUAAGAAUGUCAUUGUUAUCCUCCAUAUUUAAAAGACUGUUGUCGACCACACUUUUAUCUAAAAGGCACAGUAUUCAAAGGGUAAAACCUGACUGUUUGAAAAUGAAGGGAAACUACAGUUGUUGAAUGCAUUACUUGGUCACGUGCACAAUUGAAUGUCAUCCAAUAAAUCUGCCAACACAAAGAUAAUGCUCACUUUGGGUUGGCACAGCCGAGAUAAAAAUACUUUAAUAAUGUGAUUAUCGUUGUAGUUUACAGUGUGAACUUGGGGCGGACGAUCAAUCGACAUUUAAUUAUGAUCUCGACUUCUGUCAAUCUGUAAAGCCUUCUCAUCGAAGACAAACGAUUAUUGGACAAAACGGCGGAGUGCGUUUACAAGUUCCCGACGUUAUGUAAGUGCCCUGAAUACACCAUGUUGCUUGAUUGGCAAGCGUUUAAGCGUGUGACUCUGCUGUCUAUAAGCGUCCUUAAGGCAGUUUAUUGAUACAGUAGUUGGAGUUUAGAUUACAAUUUAACACACAAGAGGAAUUAGACCAUUGUACAUUUAAAUUCAAAAUAUUUUUCGUAUUUGAAACAUCGCAAGCUCAAAUGCUAAAGUCAAUACAGGAUUCCAUUCAAAUGCUAACAGGAAAUUAGCAUCGCCUUUGGGAGUGACAGUCCUUCAAAAACGAAUAUUCACCCCCAAACGCUGUGGAAACACAGCCACACAGGUAAGAUCACAAAUUCACUACUCUGAUCACAAAUUCUUCCUAAUUUGUGACAAAAUGAGUUAUAGUAACUGAGUUUAAUCUUGGGUUGCCACCUUUCAGAUCUGGAAAUAAGGGACAAUCCUCAUGGUGGCUCGCCAAAACCACGCGGGCAAAAGAAAUUUAAAGGUUUGUCUCCCCAAAACCCUGAAAUGCAAAAAAUCGUAUAUAUUUUUAUAUGGAAAGAAAUGUUUUUAUUUAACUGACAUUAUUUAACAUGUUACGUUAGCCUCUGGGCCCAGAGUUCACUUGGUCGUCAAGAAAGCAUUGAGAUGAAAGUGUUUAAUUAGCAAUGAACAUUGUAUUUUUCCCCUUAUAGACUGAAGUAGCCUGAACCCGAGUAUAGCCUGUAGGCUAUUAAAAAGUGUUACAAACGAAGCAAAACCUGUUCUUUAUUUUGUUCAUUAUUAUGAAAUUCAGUGUUCACGUGAGUGUGUGACAGACGCAUGGGACAAUUAGAAAAAUACGGAACAAAACGCGCAACAUGAUUCGUAUUUUACGGAACGGGUGACAACCUGAGUUUAAUCGCAACUUUCUUUUGUUCUCAUUCUACGUGUGUAGUCCAUCCAUGCACGGUACCGCACUGCCCCCAAGAGGCCAAAACGAGCAUGAACAGCCGGGAAUUGUUCAGUUGCUAUCACAGUAUUUUGUAUGUAUUUACCUUACUACCUUAUUCAUUAAUUGUAUUUAUAGCUAUUUAUACUUGUAGUUUCAUCGAAAGUUGAGCUUUCAAAGAUUCAAGGGAUUAUCCUCUCCUCAAAAUUCAAGCAUACAAAGUUUACAGUUACUGUUGUUGUCGUUGUACCAACACAUAUUUCUAAUUUCUUCAUGACAUGGUAUGAAAUAUAAUCUCCCAGCUCCCAGGUUAGCCCCACUCAGUCCCAAGACUUGUGAAAGCAAUGCAAGGUAAAAUAAAUGUGUCCGCAAAGAUGCAAGGAAACAGUUCAGUUUUACACAGAAAGCUACAAUAAUAAACGGUUUCCUUCUCACAAUGUCAAUCCAAACCGAGAAUUAUAUUUCUAAAAUCAUUUUUUUGAUUCAGCUCUUGAAUUGGAUGUAAUUAAAUUGUGUAAGCAUGUUUAAUGGUGUCUCAAACAAAAAGCACAGCAAUAAAAGGCUGCAAUUAGUUUCCCAUUCACUCAUUGUAUCAAACCAUCAGGGCUUUACCAUGAGAAUAACUUCAAUCACAGAUAAUGUCACUUUAUGAACAAUACAUCAAUAUAAUAAAAGCCACGUGUGUGCCUAUAACAUGCACUAUUAUAUUAAAAUGACUGUUCGAAUACGUGAAGUAUGUUAAACGCGAUUGCAUUAUUUAUGAAUGCAAAAAAAAUAAAAUUUGUUUUUUGUAUUUUACUCGUGUAACUCUAAAUAUGGAAAAUAUGGAAAGACACUGCUCAGGGUAUUUACAAUAUACUGACUUUAUCAGAUAAACAGGAAAUUCUUACAGCGAUGUGUUGAGGUCCUAAACAGCUACUGUGGUCUAAAUUCCUGGCCAUGAGAUGAUUUAAAAAAAGCAAACAUUACAAAAAAUAACUGACUAACAUUGUACUUAUAACAUUGCAUCCCCAUUGUUUACUUUAAAACAGACAUGAUAUGCAUGCAGGGUCACUACAGAACAGAAUUGUUUCAUGUACCAAAAAUGGUAGCGCCAUUCCGUCAGUUGAGCGUGAAAGUGAACCAAAACUAUUCAAUUGCUUUGUUCAACUUACUUUUUACCACUUAUACCACAGUAAUCUGAGCCAGUAAUAGCAUUUAGUUAUUGAUUGUCUCCAAGUCAGUAUGAUGUGAUAGCAACUAAUAAAUGCAAACGAUUCUAUUCAACAGUAAUACAGAGCACACGGGAUUCAGGGGGGAAAAAAUGAAUACAUUUAAAAAAAAAGGGCUCGUCAAUGCCACACGAGGUUGCUGACAUCUAAACCGAGAGAAAAAUGCCAAUUCGAAAGAAUUUCCACAAAACGUAAUGAAUUCGGGUGAAACAAAACCGCAUUAAAAGAGGAGAAAUAACACUUAGGAUAACAAUAUAUUUUUACGAGGACUAAACCAAAACAUACGUAUUUCCCUUUGAGAUUAUGCAUACAGAUAGAUAAAGGCACAAUAUAAAUAUGCAAAACAACCAAACAAAUGCACACAAAUACACAUUCUUAACGCGAGUGAGUAAAGACCAAAACCUUCAGGCUCAGAAUUGUUCAGUCAUCGUGGUGUGUGGACACAAAGUUGACCCUGCCCCCUUACUUUCGAAACUAUCGUUAAUGAGCAAUGGAAAGAUGUAUUGCACAGUCGCUAUCUCAUUUGUACCGUUUCAGUUUGCAUGACGAUGUCAAGCUUAUCAAGCUUGCUUUCAUCCUCCAUUUUACCACAAGUCCAAAUCCGUCCACUUAACUGACAUAAACAACUCCCACCCAGGAUUGCUCAACUAAUGAAUUUAGUUUUUGGUUGAUAUUUGGUUUCGACAUUCAAUUGCAUGAAUUAAGCACUUUCAGAGGCUCAAUUUGACUCACGAGCUACUCAGGAGUUGAUUUGCCAAAUUGCACCAAAUAUUUCUCUGCUACAUGUGGACAUGAGGAUAAAAUGGCCUGUCAUUUCUAAAAAGAUGAAAGAGGGGACCACCUACUCGGUGUUUGUGAGAGCGGAGUCAGGUUUAGUACAAAAAAACCCCCAAAAUGUGACUUAGAUAAUUAUUUACAAGGGUCACAUUCUUAUCUACUUGUUUAAACAAAAAAGGCCAAUAAAUCCUUUAAUUUAAUACCAUGUUCCAUAUGUGAACACUCUUGAAGGACACUUGGGCUUGUGCUAUGAGAAAGCCAAAGGGCCAACAGUUGAGUAUUUGAUGAUGGUUAUAAUUGCAGGAAAAUUAAAGCCCCCCCCCCCCAUCUCUCAAAGCAUAAAGUGAACACAUUUCAGCUCAUCUGAAAACUCCAGAUGCAUAAUUUCCACAGGGUCAAAACCUUGUCGUUGUAACUAAUACUACUUUGAAUUGGUUCUCGCCUCUUAUUACAACAUGCUGCAGAGUUACGUGAGGCUACGCAUGUAGCGAGACAGGGACACUUCCUGAUGACAGUUCCUCACUUCAAAUAUUGCAGUGACGAGACGGCAGGCAAACAAAUAAGGAAACAAAUGAUCAAGAACAGUGAACCCCUGCAUCGUCGCGCUUCGGCACUCCCGAACUAUGUUGACGUAGAAGAAGAGUUUCAUUUCAACAAAAAUACAGUCAUACCUCGGUUUUCGACCAUAAUGCGUUCCAGAAGGCUGUUCGAAAAC